AUGGCACAUGCGGCGCAGGCGGCGAAGGAUGCUGAACGGCAGUUCCGUGUUGUCCACAAGCGGAUAGCAGUUCGAGCUCAACCGUCCACAGCCGCAGAAAUCGUGGGUGUUGAGGUUCUGGGAGCAUUGGUGUCAGGGAAGCUGGUGCAGGUGAAAGGGGAGCAAUGGGUGCAAAGAAAGCUGCAAAACAAGGAGGCUUGGAUGCUCGUGGAUGGCACCGGAUUAGGCUUGGGAAGGCUCCUUGAACCAGUUGCAACCACGGUUCCUGUGAAAAGCCAUGAGAGCAAGGACAAGGAGAAGAAGGAGGCCACAAGUGCCACGAGCGCCACGAGUGCCACAAGCCACAGUCACAACGUUUCGAUCGGAUUGAUCGGAGAGAGACUCUGGCAUUCACCACUACGCGAACUUCCCAGGCCUGAGUGGGCACCUCGUCACGGAUACUUCGCAUUGUCAGGUGGUCUAUCGGCGACUGGUUGGCGCAACAUCUGGGUGUUUGGAGGGAUCGUUCCUGGCUUGGGCUAUUCUGAUGACGUGUGGCGCACUGUGAACGGUGGUGCCAGCUGGGAGCUAGUCGUUGCUGGGAUUCACUGGAGCGGGAGAUCAGAUUUCGGCUGCUGUGGUGGCUCUACUGCGCCUGAGCCACGCCCAAAAGGCGUGAUCUACAUCGUUGGAGGGCAGGGGGGCCCCGGACUGCUGCCCGAUGUCUGGGCCUCAGACACUGCUGGUAGAAAGUGGUCCCGCAUGUGCGCUCAGGCUCCUUUCGGCUCGCGUACCGGAGUUGCCUGUGCCACGGUGCCCUCGCGGCCACUAGUACUGCUCGUGGCUGGCGGAGUCUCCGACGAUGUCCAUCGUGAUUUAUGGGUCAGUCAGGAUGGGGGUGUCACAUUUGAUUGCCUGAACCUUACAAUGCCCGUUGGUCCCACGUUACUGAAAUGGCCUCCACAGCUUCUCUGUGCGGCCCGAGCACAAAGCGGCCGACUGGGGCUCUGGUGCCUCCGAUUGCGGGGGCUCAAUGACCAUGAUGACCAUGAGACCUCGAGCUCCGAAUCGAGCCUUGAUGCAGAGCUAGAGCCCUUAGAUGAGUUUUCCCAGAGCUUUGAUUGCGAGUGUAGUCCAGACUUUCCGAAACCGCCUCGAGUUGGGCUGGACUUGGAGGCGUCCACCGUCAUCAACCUUUCUAGGCAUGGCCUGCAAAGCCAAUGCCUGCCAGGCCCUGGAAUGUCGGUCCCAGGGGACUGCGCCCCAUGUCCUCUGGAGAACAGUCCCUGCAUCGCGCCUCCGGAGUCCUUUGUCGUUUGCGACAUGGAUGCUGCGCAUACGAGAGGUCAUGGUAAAGUCCAUGUCUUGACAGAGGAUCGCUGCUUCACAAAUGAUCGCCACCAGUACAAGCUGCAAGAUCGCUUCCUAAAGCUUCUUGGCCUGCGCCUGGCGACGAAGGGCAUUCCCCUGGACCUGUGGUUGGGUCGCGUGAGGCCUUUCCUCUUGCCACGCCCGCGCCGCAUUGCCGGAUUCCCGCGCCCAGUGGGCGAAGGUCCGAGGAUGUCCGAGGGUCUGAGAACUGAGAUGCGAUGA
Symbiodinium natans is the source of this 1572-nucleotide messenger RNA. NCBI's taxonomy places the organism in Eukaryota, Dinophyceae, Suessiales, Symbiodiniaceae. The record is from the annotation of a GenBank genome assembly.